This is a messenger RNA of Anoplopoma fimbria (sablefish), 4430 nucleotides long. RefSeq names its product G protein-coupled receptor 18 (gene gpr18). Gene Ontology annotation, molecular function: G protein-coupled receptor activity. Gene Ontology annotation, cellular component: membrane. The transcript has 2 exons. NCBI's taxonomy places the organism in Eukaryota, Metazoa, Chordata, Actinopteri, Perciformes, Anoplopomatidae. Gene Ontology annotation, biological process: phospholipase C-activating G protein-coupled receptor signaling pathway; positive regulation of Rho protein signal transduction. The record is from RefSeq and is a predicted model, not a curated record. Bases 348 to 1367 code for a protein of 339 amino acids.
AAUUACUUAAUUUUUUUAUUAAUGACACAUCUAGACAGCAGUGGUCUGUUUCCUGUCUUUUGCAGUGCAGCUGCACGGCAUUUAAAAAUAGGUAUUCAAAUUAUCAAGCAGCAGGUUGUGCAAACUAUAAAACACAGAUAUGUAAUUACGAAUAUAGACGUGGCCUCUGGCUUUUUCACCUCCUGGUAACACGAUUGUUUCACUUCAUUUUUCUCUUAAACACAGAACUUUUCACUGCGCUUCUGCUGAAAGAAAUCACACUUUUGUUGUGUUUUCUGGUUCAAAAAAGACUUCAAACUUUAUGGCUUCAUGAGGAAUAACUUCUACAUAAUGUUCAAAAUUUCAGAAUGAAGCUGAAUCUGAACUCCUCCAACAUGUCUGUGGAGUCUGACGCUGUGCGGCCGGAGCAGGGGCCGGUGGAGUACCGCGUCGCAGGCCUGGUCUUCUACUCAUUUGUCUUCGCCAUAGGGGUCGUGGUCAACAUCACCGCUCUGUGGGUGUUUUCUCUCACCACCAAGAAGAAGAACUCGGUCACCGUCUACAUGAUAAACGUGGCGGUGGUGGACCUCACCUUCAUCCUGCUGCUGCCCUUCAGAAUGGUUUACCACCACCAGGACUACUGGCCCUUUGGGGACCUUUUCUGCCGGAUUAGCGCCGCCCUCACCAUCUUCUACCCCUGCAUGGCCCUGUGGCUGUUUGCUCUGAUCAGCGCUGACCGCUACAUGGCCAUCGUCCAGCCGAAGCACGUUAAAGAGCUGAGGAACAUCCCGAAAGCCGUGGUGGCGAGCCUCGGCGUGUGGCUCAUGACCCUGGGCAGCACCCUGCCCGUGCUCUUCUCUGAGGACGAUCCCGACCGCGCCUCCAACUUCACCACCUGCAUCAAGAUGCAGGACAUCAUCUACAUGCGCCACGACAAUCCCGUCAACUUCGUGCGACUCAUCUUCUUCUUCCUGGUGCCCAUAUGCAUAAUGAUCGGCUGCUACGUCGUCAUCGUGGACAACCUGAUCCAUGGACGCACCUCCAAGCUCAAACCCAAGGUGAAGCAGAAGUCCAUCCGGAUCAUCAUCACGCUGAUUGUCCAAGUGCUGGUGUGCUUCGUGCCCUUCCACGUUUGCCUGGUGCUCCGCUUGGUGGGGACAGGCAGGGACGGAGGGUUCAGCACGUGGGCGGUCUUCACCACGUUCCUGAUGAACUUGAGCACGGUGUUGGACAUCAUCCUGUUCUACAUCGUGUCCAAGCAGUUCCAGGACAGGGUAAUCAGCGUGAUCCUGUACAGGAACUAUCUGCGGAGCGUGAGGCGGAAGAGCAGGCACACGCACACGGGCAGCAUCCGGUCAAUGAGCAACCUGACCGGCGCAAUGAUAUGAGACAGCCGUCAGACUGACAAGCUACGCUGAUGUAAAGCGUGCACACUUUGGCACAAUGUAAAACUGAAUGCUUCGCCUUUUAAGUGGUUCGUUACGAGAAAGGUUAAAAAACUCACAAUUAAUUUCCAAGGUGUGAUUUACACUCACAGUAUGGGAGUGCUGCUGUUGUUGCAAAAACAUCUGUGAUUCAGAGCUGAUUGACUCACCCAUGAGACUUAAGAUGUUUUCUGGUGCAUCUUUGUGAGUGUCUCCGGCUCAGGUGUAACACAUGCAGGCAAAAAAUAAAGCUCACAAUCGUUAAAAAAAAGAGCCCAUGGCGUCUCAGCGUUAGUUAUUAUGCAUGAAGAUCAAAACUCUUCUCAGCCACGUCAACCAACAGCUAUAUAAAGGGCCUGCCUCCACGCUGGGGAGGUGGGUGGGGGGACCAAAAGGAAAUGAUGAUGGGUUCUGAAAAGGUUGCGACUUUAGUUUGGUCGCUGCACCACAUCUGCAACUCGCUGCAUCGAGGCUUGAAUAUAACCAUUAAUGCUGCCUGAUGUCACACACAUGCUUGACAUGCCUCGCCGUAUUUGUGAAGUCACAAGACAUGAUUUUAAACCACAAUUAGAGCCGGAAGAUGCUGUUAGCUCAUCCACCAGGUGAUGGCAGCAUGGCACAGCUAGACCUUAUCUACCUGCCAGAGUACAACAAAACUGUGCUUUCUUUACUUUUGAAGUGGAUGGUGCAAGAUUUUUUUCUUUUUACUGCAUCUUAUAACAUUUCAACUGGUUUUAUAAAAUCAAAUAUUUCAGUCUUGAUUCUGUAAAAAUUCUUAUCCCCGACACCACAGAAAAUCGGCUUCCUCAACCGGGAGUCAGACUAAAGUGUGUUGAUGGUGCGACGCGAAUCAUAUUGAUCAGACGUUAAAUGAUUCAGACACUUGAAGUGCAUUUACAGUAACAUCCUCAUGAGAUGUCGGCGAGGCUAUUUACUAGAUUUAAAGCAACCGUAACCUUAAAAGAGACAACCUUUUUUUUGCACAGGGAUACUUUUAAUGUCAUGUCUCUGCUGCUCAGUAUAAGCACCUCUGUGCAAGAUCCUGCAAAUUGUUGCCAAGUUAUUCCUCAAAUGGCAGACGAGUGCUGAAAUAGAAGGGUACUGAAUGUGUGAAAGACUAACAUCUGUGAAGAGACUCAUUUGAAAUGAAGGAACAGAAACUGACGGCUUUGAUAGCGCAAACGUCACUUGUGCAAAGAAUUUGAGUUGGUGUUGCCAAUUGUUAAAAAUAAUCGUGUUAGUGUGUCCGUCACACGUACACAGUCUUGACUGGAUUAGACAGUGAGUCAGUGUGGCUGAGUAACUAUGUAGUGUCUCACUCAAUUAGACAGUCAAGGCACCCUGUGGUGUGGCCACAUUGCACCGAAGCACUUCUCUGAAUGGUUAUCUAUGGCUGAUCAAAUGCAAACAGAACUACAAACGUGUAAUACUGUGCAAUUCAGAUUCCCUCAGAAAACCCAGUUAAGUUCUCACAGAGAUAAGUUCAUAAUAAUAAUAGUGGUUGAAGCAUAAACAACACUGGGAGUCCAUGUGGUUCUUGGUUGGUUUGUAAAAAAAGAAAAUGAAAGAAAAUGACCAAGCUAACGGUGAAAUAACAAAUAAUUUACUGCAUCCAUGUGAGCUCCGCCAUUAAAUACACAUAUGAUGUAAAAAUAGUUUAACAUGUUAAGAAAGUCACAGUUUGUCUUAAAACUAUCGGAAACCACGUAAUUAGAAAGACGUCACACCUAAAAGUCAGGUCUCUUUCUUUUGCUUAACAGCUGUAAAAAAUAGUUGCUUGUAUGAAACGCGUCAGUUAAGAUAAUGUUAUAUUUUUGCGUUGAACUUAGAUAAAUUAGCUCACUAGCUAGCAAGCCAAGGUAACAACUGUGUUGGUGAUGAACAUAGUGUGAGACGAGAGAUGUAGUUCACUGAGCAGUUUAACACAAGACUAAAUCAUACUAAGACAAACCUACUACAAACUGAACCUUUCUUGACUUGCUAAAUCCUCAUUUAAAUUGACAAAUACCACAUUCAUGGCACAAUUCAAAUGGGAUCAAUAAAUAUUAUGUCUCCAUUGUCUACCGUCCAUAUUUUCAAAAAUGAUGUUUUACAGUCUGGUAUAUGGUCCCAUCGGGGACAACGGAAGGGGAGGGACUCUGCCUCUCUACAGCCGGGCUAGAUUUAAACUGUGUUUAAUAAGAGGAGGCAGAAUACAAGAUUUUCAUCUCACAUGGAAUUCUGGGACCUGCAGUUGAUCACACGGUGAUAGGUUUAUCGGCCGGUUGGACUACAAGUGGAUUUAUAACCAAAAGGUCAAAGGUCAAAUGAAACAUCAGAGGGUCGUCUAUCUGUCCCACCUGUUAGACAUCAAAGGAAAACCAGCCACGCUGCUCACAGCAACUGGCAUUUAAAACAAUUAAGUUUCCUGUCAAGUCCCUGUGAUGAAUUAUCCGGAAGCUUUACCCGCUGUAAUUCUAAAUCUUCCCAACAAGUGCCUUUGUUGUAGAGAAAUUAAUGAAAACAAGAUUGUCUUUCAUAGGAGCUGAUCUAACAGCGCGACAGCCAGCUGCUCUUCUUUGGGAAUAAAAACAGUCAGCAUUAAACACAGCUCGCACAAAAUACUUCUUUUUUUUUUUUUUCCACCACUCGUGUGGAAAACAAAUCAGGCGGCGGGCGCAGUGGCCAUCUGUUUUGUUAUUUGAUAUGUGUGAAUACAUGUUGUAAUGACUUUGUUUGUGAAUCACUCGGCGCGGCAGAACACACGAGAGCUCUCGAAGUGCUGGAGUGUUCAAAGCUAAUCAUAUAAUUGGACACAAUAGUCGAUGACAAAUGGAGACGCUUGGAGCCAGCCAGCUGGGGAAGUGAAUAUGUAAUCAUUGUAAAAUCAUAUCAUUUUUGCAUAUUUGAAGACAGCUUAAUAGAGUUUGCGUGUCAGCACACUAUCAAAUGAUGAUCAGAGACAGUGCUGCUGUAUUUGUUUUUCUGAAUACUGUAGUGCUUUGUUGGAAUACUCAUCUUUAUCGUGAUUAAAAGUGUUUCUGGAGA